This is a messenger RNA of Schizosaccharomyces osmophilus, 759 nucleotides long. It is a transcript of the gene aro7, whose product is annotated as chorismate mutase Aro7. The record is from RefSeq and is a predicted model, not a curated record. The transcript has 2 exons. Gene Ontology annotation, molecular function: chorismate mutase activity. Lineage: Eukaryota; Fungi; Ascomycota; Schizosaccharomycetes; Schizosaccharomycetales; Schizosaccharomycetaceae. Gene Ontology annotation, biological process: aromatic amino acid biosynthetic process; chorismate metabolic process. Gene Ontology annotation, cellular component: cytoplasm. The coding region runs from base 1 to 759 and encodes 252 amino acids.
AUGAGUGUUGUGAAUGAAAAGCUGAAGCUCGAAAAUAUCCGCUCUGCACUAAUCCGUCAAGAGGACACUAUAGUCUUUGAUUUUUUGGAACGUGCUCAGUUUCCUGUAAAUGAGAAAGUUUACAAGGAAGGAAGUGAAGGUUGCUUGAACUUGCAGCAAACUGAUAAAAGCUUCUUAGAGUUUCUUUUGCACGAAGAGGAAAAGCUUUAUUCGCUCGUAAGACGUUAUGCUAGUCCUGAAGAAUACCCUUUUACAUCGGAUUUACCAGAACCCAUCCUGCCUGAUUUUAAGAAACCUUUUCCACUACAUAGGAACGAGGUAAAUGUGAAUGCUGAAAUUUAUGACUAUUAUGUGAAGGAAAUUGUGCCAAAGAUCUGCGCCAACGGCAACGACUCUGACAAUUUUGGCAGCACAGCAGUAAGUGAUAUCCGAUGCCUCCAAUCUCUAUCUAGAAGAAUCCACUAUGGAAAAUUUGUCGCAGAAGCAAAAUUUUUGGCCAAUCCAGAGAAAUACAAAAAAUUGAUUGAAGCUCGUGAUUCAGAAGGAAUAAUAAACGCGAUUGUCGACCCCGUACAAGAAGGACGUGUGUUACAACGUCUUCAUUAUAAAGCUUUAACUUAUGGUCGUGAUUCCGCAGACCCUACCAAGCCAACGGAUAAAAUUAAUGCUGAUACGGUCGUUUCCAUCUACAAGGAGUACGUGAUUCCCAUGACUAAAAAGGUAGAAAUAGAUUAUUUACUUAAUCGUCUCAAGGACUAG